Molecule: messenger RNA, 567 nt
Organism: Kluyveromyces marxianus DMKU3-1042
Lineage: Eukaryota; Fungi; Ascomycota; Saccharomycetes; Saccharomycetales; Saccharomycetaceae
Gene: DCP1
Product: Dcp1p
Exons: 1
Coding region: 1-567 (188 amino acids)
Biological process (GO): positive regulation of catalytic activity; deadenylation-independent decapping of nuclear-transcribed mRNA; deadenylation-dependent decapping of nuclear-transcribed mRNA
Cellular component (GO): P-body
Molecular function (GO): enzyme activator activity; mRNA binding
Source: RefSeq, a predicted model, not a curated record
AUGUCUACGGAAACGUUAGAAAUAUACCGUAAAGCUCUGAACUUCAAUGUUAUAGCGCGUUAUGAUCCCAAGAUCAAACAAUUACUAUUUCACACGCCGCAUGCUACAGUUUACAAAUGGGGUGAUGAUAAAUGGAAUAAACUUGAAUACCAAGGUGUGCUUGCGAUAUAUCUUCGAGAUGUCAGUGAUAAGGACGUGGUACUACCUGAGUUGAGCAGUUAUGAUGAUACUGUGACAGGGCAACAAUCUGAAUCUCAUAUCCCACACGUUUUAACAGGCCAAGAUAUUUAUAACUACGGUUUGAUUAUAAUGAAUAGAAUUAAUCCUGAUAACUUUUCUUUGGCCAUAGCACCAAAUAGCGUUCUAAACAAAAGAAGAUUGUUCGAUCCUGAUAACGAGGAGGUAUUGGAUCCAAUGAAGGUAGAAGUAAGAGAUGACCUCGUUAUGAUUAAAACGCUCAAGAAGGAAGUUUAUGGAAUUUGGGUCCAUACGCCGGAAGACAGACAGAAUAUAUACGAACUUAUCAAAUACUUGUUAGAAAGCGAGCCAAAGGACUCAUUCACAUAG